CUCAAGGAAUUUCAGAAGUUGUAUCUCUUGAGACAUCACCUGGCCCCCGAUUCCGAGGUCCCUGAUGGCCUACCCUGUGGCGACAAACUCCCUGGAUGGACAUCAGGCAACGGGAAGAUGUCCAAGCCUUAAACAUCAGUGUGCCAUAUGGCCCAAUUCCUGUGGAGUUUCAGCGGAAAAUCCGCCAGAGCUACUUCGCCUCUGUGUCAUAUUUGGAUACACAGGUUGGCCGCCUCUUGAGUGCUUUGGACGAUCUUCAGCUGGCCAACAGCACCAUUGUUGCAUUUACCUCGGAUCAUGGGUGGGCUCUAGGUGAACAUGGAGAAUGGGCCAAAUACAGCAAUUUUGAUGUUGCUACCCAUGUUCCCCUGAUGUUCUAUGUUCCUGGAAGGACGGCUUCACUUCCGGAGGCAGGCGAGAAGCUUUUCCCUUACCUUGACCCUUUUGAUUCCGCCUCAGAGUUGAUGGAACCAGGCAGGCAAUCCAUGGACCUUGUGGAACUUGUGUCUCUUUUUCCCACGCUGGCUGGACUUGCAGGACUGCAGGUUCCACCUCGCUGCCCCGUUCCUUCAUUUCACGUUGAGCUGUGCAGAGAAGGCAAGAACCUUCUGAAGCAUUUUCGAUUCCGUGACUUGGAAGAGGAUCCAUACCUCCCUGGUAAUCCCCGUGAACUGAUUGCCUAUAGCCAGUAUCCCCGGCCUGCAGAUUUCCCUCAGUGGAAUUCUGACAAGCCGAAUUUAAAAGAUAUAAAGAUCAUGGGCUAUUCCAUACGCACCAUAGACUAUAGGUAUACUGUGUGGGUUGGCUUCAAUCCUGAUGAAUUUCUGGCUAACUUUUCUGACAUCCAUGCAGGGGAACUGUAUUUUGUGGAUUCUGACCCAUUGCAGGAUCAUAAUAUGUAUAAUGAUUCCCAAGGUGGAGAUCUUUUCCAGUUGUUGAUGCCUUGAGUUUUGCCAACCGUGGAUGGCAAAUGUAAUGUGCUCCCUUCCAGCUGGUGAGAGGAGGAGUUAGAGCUGGUUGUUUUGUGAUUACCCAUAAUAUUGGAAGCAGCCUGAGGGCUAGUUAAUCCAAACAUGCAUCAACAAUUUGGCCUGAGAAUAUGUAAGAGCCAACCCUUUUCGUUUAGUCUUUAUUAAUUUAUAAUUAGUAAUGGGACCAGUUUAAAAAAAAUUUCCCUCUUUUUAAAACAGUUACAGCUUAUUUACUGAAUAAAUACAAAGCAAACAAACACAAAUUAUGUCAUACCUUCGGAUACGAAGACCAUACAUAAUAACCAAACAACAUUAUACACAAAGAAUACUUUCAUUAUUUGUGGAAUUUAGUGCAUUUUAAAAAGUAACCAUAUAUCAAACUAGGCACCACACUAAAUUCCUGAUUAUUUUGUUUAUAAUUUAAUAAUGUAUCUUAUGUAGCCCUAUAUAUUCAAAAUAUUAUGUUAACAUGUAAUCCAUGUUUCUUUUUCAAAUCUAAAGUUAAAAAAAAACCCAGAAGCCGGUGUCUUAAAAUCUUUUAUUUUUGUUUCUAAGACCAUGGGAUUUCAAAAUCUCAAGAUAAAAUAUGUAUGAAGUAAUUAAUGUAGACUUUUUACAUCAAAUAAUAAAUAAUGCUCAAUAAACUAGAGAUAUGAGGUGUGUAGGAAAUUUGGUUAAACUUUUUUCAGAUACUUUCUGGCCCAAAUAAUAAUUUGUUAACAAAUAAUAUGACCCUUGAACUCAAUGGCCAUCUAUUAGAAGACUGUUAUUCACACUGGAAAACAUUUAAAGAUGUAACUAUAUCCAUGGAUGGAUUGAAUCACUCAAAAUAUGUUAGUAUCCUUCUUUAGGGAUGGUUGGUUGCAGACAUGUGUUUAUUCAGGAGGCACAAAAUAUUCCAUUUUAAUUGCUUAUUGAAACAUUAAAUUCUAAAUUAUUUUGAGGACUGUGAAGACUUCAUUAGUGUAAUAUUAGGUCAUUGUCAAUCUCUCAGAAUGUGGUUCUGUAUUCUUUAAAUAUGAAAGUAUCCAGGAAGGCCAGUGGCAGUAAAAAGCUUAGUGUAUAUAAUCUCAAAAGGGAUGGAAUAUUUACAACUCAUAUUUAUAACAUGUUGAAUCUUAUCAAUUAUCAGUAGUCAUCAGCAGUGUCAGCAGCUUUCUAAAUAAAUAUUAAAUAUCUAAUGUCCUGUAGUGAAGGAGUAAUUUUUAGUAAUUAUCUCUUUACAAAGUCUCCAGUGUUUCACGGUAAAUGUUUGUGAAACAAAAUACAGCAAAGUACAUUAAGUUACUGCAGUGUAUUGUUACCAAAAAUGACAAGAUAUUAUAUUAAAAUCGUAAAUUUUAGACAGAUUUUUAAAAUUAAUUAGCCUACAAUAGAGGUAUAUAUGGUAGCAUGAUGAUCUUUUAAGCAGUUAAGUUACUGACUGUUCUGGCAACAACGAUUUCUCUGUGACUGAAGAGCCCUGUUCAUCUCCUGAUCCUGAAGCUCGUCUCUCUCUUGAGCCUCGGCUUUCUUUGGUCAAUGGUUUCCCUCAGCUUUUUCUUCACUGUUCUUCAUCCUCAUUGUUGCUGUCAUCACGUUCACUGUGACUUUUACAAUACAGCCUGUAAAUUCCUUAUGACAUAGUUCAGUGCAUUUGGCUUUAUCACCUACUCCACAGUUCUUUACCUUGACUUGGCUUAGAGAAACUAUAUCUUUGUUGCUUCAUAUAACCUUUCCCCAACCCCACUAAGCUGGACAUGACUUAUUAGUGGUCCUCCAGUCACUUUAUUUGUAGAAAUCUCUUAUUUCACUUGAGCAGGGGUUCUUUUAUAUGGUUUAGCUGACAGCAGAACUAGUGAUUCUAGACAUUUUGAGUGACUCUCAUUCAGUGGCUCACAAACAUGAGAGAACAUCAGAACUACCUGAGGGGCUUGUUAAAACCCAGUGCGUUAGAGGCCGGGCAUGGUGGCUCACGCCUGUAAUCCCAGCACUUUGGGAGGCCGAGACAGGUGGAUCACUUGAGGCCAGGAGUUCAAGACCAGCCUGGCCAACAUGGUGAAACCCCGUCUCUACUAAAAAUACAAAAGUUAGCCAGGUGUGGUGGCACAUGCCUGUAAUCCCAGCUUCUCAGGAAGCCAGGGCACGAGAAUCGCUCGAACUGGGAGAUGGAGGUUGCAGUGAACGAAGAUCGUGCCACUGUACUCCAGCCUCGGCGACACAGUGAGACUGUGAUUUUCUUUGGAGACUCCUAGAUUUUCUGUGGAUUUGAACUGAAUUUGUUGGAUGUUGGCAGGUUCCUCUUAUGAGCUGUUUCUUUGCCCUGCAUUACCCCAUAAAGACUUAUCUGGAGAUGAGCAAAGUAUGUUUGGUAGUGAGGUCACGAAUGCAAUCAGCCCCUUCUUCCCCACUCCCAUUGCCAUCUUCUCAGUCCUUCUCCCUUUCUUUCCAAGUAGUUUACCCACCCCUCCUCCUUCCUCCCCUGUCCCUGAAAUAAUCCAUGUGUCUUCCUAAAAUCUCUCUUUGAUCCUGUCCUUCGAUAACACCGUCAGUGCCUACUACUGGGUCUAGACAGACCUCUGUUGAGCAGUCAGAGUCUUCCCUGACUCCACAAUGCCCCUUUCCUUGGCUGACCAGUAUGACUACUGGUCCCCACCUUUCCCUUGCCUAUCCCUACCUCCCUCCUACUAGGUUGUCCCCUCCCUCUCUUCACCCAUUCAUUCAUGACCAUUUUUCACUACCAAGCUCCCCCCCUCUCCUGAAGGAGGCUGAGGUUUUUGUGACUCUCUAGACUCUAUUGUGGGAUGGAAUGAACAUUGCUAAAGAAUCUUGUGUUUGCUUUACUUUAAAAAGGUAUUUUUUUCCUAAUUAUAAAAUUGAUGCGUCAGUUAUGGAAAAAUUAGAAAUGUAGCACAAAUACAUGAGUAUUUUACUGCAAAAUUGCCAGAUAAUAUCUUGUCUUUUUUGGGGGUGUGAAUUUUUUGCAUUGUUGUGGUCAUAUUGUGUUCUUUAUCAUGCAAGUUAUGUUCUUUUUUUUACUAAGUAUUAUGUUUGGUUAUUACAGAUUUUCACAAAGAUACUUUGUAUUGCUGGUAAUAUAUUUUAUUGCAUAGUCUUAUAAUUUACUUAACCUUCUUUCAAUUGUUAGAAAUUUAGGUUAUUUCCAGAUUUUCAGUAUUGUAAAUAAUGCUGUGAUGACCAAUUUUGUGAAUAAAAUGUUUUUAUGUAUUUCAGAUUAUUCCCUUAGGAUAGUCUGUCAGUGCCAAGUUGUCAAAAACAUCUCUAUUUUGCUUCUCUUCCUGCUCUCUUGCUGCCUUAGGGGGUAGUAAACUGAAACAUAAAGUAAACAUGCAUACAAAUAAAAAACAUAAAAAUAAGCAGCCUGAUGGUAACAGGUGAAAGUGGUAACCUGUUUUAACUUUGAAUUCUGGCCGGGCGCGGUGGCUCACGCCUGUAAUCCCAGCACUUUGGGAGGCCGAGGCGGGUGGAUCACGAGGUCAGGAGUUCAAGACCAGCCUGGCCAAGAUGGUGACAUCCCGUCUCUACUAAAAAUACAAAAAUUAGCCAGGUGUGGUAGCGGGCACCUGUAGUCCCAGCUACUCGGGAAGCUGAGGCAGGAGAAUGGCAUGAACCCAGGAGGCAGAGCUUGUAGUGAGCCAAGAUCGUGCCACUACACUCCAGCCUGGGUGACAGAGCGAGACUCCGACUCAAAACAAACAAACAAAAAGCUUAAAAUUCUUUACUUGUUAGUGACCUUGAUCAUGGUUCUCUUUGUGCGAUAGUUGGGCAUUUGUAUUUCCACUUGUGUUAAUUUGCCUUUAAAUUUUGGUUAUGGGUUUCACCUUUUAAAGUAAUCAAACAUAUUUAUCUUUUCCUGUGUGAUAGUUUUUUUCUGUGUCUUUUCCUGUUAAACACAUAGACCCCUCCCCAAUCUGGAGAUUGAAUAAAUAUUCAUUUUCCUUUGCA
Molecule: messenger RNA, 4916 nt
Organism: Chlorocebus sabaeus (green monkey)
Lineage: Eukaryota; Metazoa; Chordata; Mammalia; Primates; Cercopithecidae
Source: RefSeq, a predicted model, not a curated record